This is a messenger RNA of Gambusia affinis (western mosquitofish), 3638 nucleotides long. Its product is annotated as voltage-dependent L-type calcium channel subunit beta-4-like. Lineage: Eukaryota; Metazoa; Chordata; Actinopteri; Cyprinodontiformes; Poeciliidae. The transcript has 13 exons. Gene Ontology annotation, cellular component: voltage-gated calcium channel complex. Gene Ontology annotation, biological process: neuromuscular junction development; calcium ion transmembrane transport; chemical synaptic transmission. Bases 405 to 1913 code for a protein of 502 amino acids. Gene Ontology annotation, molecular function: protein binding; high voltage-gated calcium channel activity. The record is from RefSeq and is a predicted model, not a curated record.
UCACAGCCCCUCUGCUGCUGCUGCUGCCUCUGCUGCUCUCUCUGCCUCUGUGUGUAGGUUUUGUACGUGCGGACGCCUGAUAGAGAUGAAAUGCCAGGAUCGGGCUUCCUCCAGGGAUACCGUCUCCAUCCUGUAACGUGAGGCAGCCAGCAGCGCGAGGAGACCAGGGAGAGGAGCUGCAUCCGUCUUAGAGAGGCGCCUCCGAAGGACCAGGCGUGAUCCAACAGGAGGGGAUAUUUAUUUUUUAAUUAGUCUCUGCUGUAGAGAAAAGGAAUUGUCGUCAUCCCCCCCUUCCCCAACCAUCUUUUUUUUUUCCUCCGGUGCCCCCUCCUUUCUCCUCCGCCUCCACUCACAUUUUCCCCCCCUAAUUUUUCUAGAGGAGCUCGUUAGAAUAUCAAACCUCCAUGUAUGACAAUUUGUACCUGCAUGGAUUUGAAGACUCGGAGGCGGGCUCAGCUGAUUCGUAUACUAGCAGACCAUCAGACUCAGAUGUAUCUCUGGAGGAGGAGCGUGAGGUGCAGGCUCAGGUCCAGAGCCAGAGCCCCAGCCAGAUCCAAGGACCGGGACAGAGCCGUCAGGAGAGGGAGCAGCAGGCUGCCGUUCAACUGGAGAGAGCCAAGAGUAAACCUGUGGCGUUUGCUGUAAGGACCAAUGUCAGCUACUGUGGCGCCCUGGAUGAGGAUGUUCCAGUACCGGCAACAGCCAUCUCUUUUGAUGCCAAGGACUUCCUCCACAUAAAAGAGAAGUUCAACAAUGACUGGUGGAUCGGGCGCUUGGUAAAAGAGGGCUGUGAGAUCGGCUUCAUUCCCAGCCCUCUGAAGCUCGAGAACAUCCGACUCCAGCAGGAGCAAAAGAGAGGACGAGUGCAAGGUAAGUCUGGGGGAAACUCCUCUUCCAGUGUGGAGGAUGAGGUGUCAGCCUCUAUCCGACCACUCAUAUCCUCAGCAGGGAAGCAGAAACAGAAAGUGACGGAGCACAUCCCCCCGUAUGAUGUGGUGCCCUCCAUGAGGCCCGUGGUGCUGGUGGGACCCUCGCUCAAAGGUUACGAGGUGACAGACAUGAUGCAGAAAGCCCUGUUUGACUUCCUCAAGCACAGAUUUGAUGGCAGGAUAACUAUAACACGAGUAACUGCAGACAUCUCACUGGCCAAGAGGUCCGUUCUGAACAACCCCAGUAAACGAGCCAUUAUUGAAAGAUCCAACACUCGAUCCAGCUUAGCUGAGGUGCAAAGUGAGAUUGAAAGAAUCUUUGAGUUGGCGCGCUCCCUUCAGUUGGUUGUCUUGGACGCUGACACCAUUAACCACCCGGCCCAGCUCCUCAAGACUUCACUGGCGCCCAUCAUUGUCCAUGUCAAAGUCUCCUCACCAAAGGUUCUUCAGAGGUUAGUGAAGUCCAGAGGGAAGUCACAGAGCAAACACCUAAAUGUCCAGCUUGUGGCAGCAGAAAAACUGUCUCAGUGUCCACCGGAAAUGUUUGACAUCAUCCUGGAUGAAAACCAGCUGGAGGACGCCUGUGAACACCUUGCUGAAUACCUUGAGGCCUACUGGAAAGCAACUCAUACCUCAAUGGCAACACCUCUAAACCCUCUGAUGGGUCGGAACCUGGGGCCCACUACUCUCACCCCUUAUUCCACCAGCAUCUCUGGUCUGCAGAGCCAAAAAAUGCGACAAAGCAACCACACGGGAGACCAUUCCACCGCAAAUGAGCGGCGCAACCUGAUGACGUCGGACGAAAAUUACCACAAUGAGCGAGCGCAUAAGGGACGCAACCGCAUGUCUUCUGGCUCGCAGCACAGCCGAGAGCAGCAGGACCCCUACCAGGACUACCAGGACCCCUAUCAGGACGCCUACAAGCCCCAUCGCAAUCGAAGUUCACCGGGCAGCUACAGCCACGAUUCCAGGCAGCGGCUCUGAGCCCACUUCUCCUGCCACCAGCACCCUACAGACCCAGGUUCCGCUGAAAAUAAAUCAGGCAAAAGAGCCUAGAUGGUCCCCAAAUUGUACCUUUUUUUUUUUUUCUUUUCUGGCCUGCCUGGCAAUUUUUCUCUUAGAAUACUGAUCAGGUAUUUGUUUUUAACCAAACUGUCAAUCAAAAGCAUGAAGAAGUCAGAAGAUUCUGAAUGCCAACAAUAAUUAACACUAAAAUUACUUUCAUUUAUCUUUCGAGGAUCUUCUUGGAUUGUACUAACACAAUGCUCAGCAGAUGUGCAGCACGGAUUGUGCUUGUUGCGUCUAUCAACAAGCUAGUUUUGGAUACUGGUCAGACAGUGAUAUAAAGGCAUUGUGUACCUGGAGUAUCACAUCAAACUGAAGGGACAUCCACUGCACACAAACUGCUGACUGAAAGGCUGCUGCCCCUAUCCUGGGCCGUGUAUAAAUCCUCUCACCAUUUAGCUUAUUGCAUGCCAAUAGUUGGUCAACCUCCGCAUCCACUUAGCUCAUAUUUUGUACCUAGCAUUCUGGAUAAGGUUUAGGUCCAAUUUUCUACAUCAUCCGGUUGUGGAUCAGCAGUUAAUGGUGGGAAUUGUGGGCUGGUGUGCAGAUAGCUAUGAAAACUGGUGCUUCACAUUCCCUAUCCCCAUAUCCCUCAACAUUUCUUUGCUAUUUGCAAGUCACUUUGAGCAAGGCCAGCUUUUCUGUAGCAUAGCUUUAGCAUCUCAUUAAGGUGAAGACCCUCAUGGUCAGAGAUGGACAAGAUGCUGAAGGUGUUGGGUUCAGAUCUGAGCUACGCUUUAGAGCUUCUGCUCUGAACAGGUAGCACAAAGGAAGCACUAUUUCUGUGUGUCUAGGAUAGUAAAUUGCAAUAUUAAGACGCUACGUGAUAUGUUUUUAGUGUUGUUUGUAAAAGGGUGAGACCCUCUGAAGCGAGUCAGGAUGUUUGUUUGGUUUUAUUUCCCUUAAUCUUUGACAAUUAUGGUCUCAUCAGCAUAUAUGGAGAUGUUUUGUGGCUAUUUUUCACUUAACCACACACCUAUCAGUUUGUCCCUAUUAUUCUUUCUUGAAAUGGGGUUAAAAUAACCAUAUCAGGAUCAGUGGCAUUGCAUUGCAUUUAUUUAACUUUUGUAGCUGGCAUGACAAGAUGACUGCAGAGCAUGCUCCCUACAGAUGUACAAUAAGAACCCCGAUGUACUCAACCCGAUAUAUAUAUUUUUUUUAACUAUGGAGCUUCUCCAACUGAAAAAAAAAGGGGAAAAAAGUAAAGAACAAUUAAAAACACAGACCCAAACUGCAGAACAGGUGAAAACCUUUAACAAGAUUUAUGAGGUUAGUGUCCCAGCGGUUAAAAAUGGCAUACUGGACAAAUAUAUGUGGAUGUUGCAUGAUGUAAAAUUGGAGCCACUGCAAUCAUAGUUUUGUCUUUUCAGCCAUGUCAGAAAAUUCCCAAAGGCAUCACAUGCAGUCUGAGUUUACUGAACCCCCAUAUGGUGCUUUGUAUAAAUACAGAGAGCUGCUGCUGUUUCUGAUUAUGUUCAAUAUCCUGUUUUUCCCCAUUUAUCCUACAGAUCGUUUGCCUAUAAGAAUAAUUAUAUGGAAAUUAUUUAUUCAAAUGACUGCUCGAGGACGUUUAUGGAUUUUCACAGAAAUGUGUCAAAUUAACACUUCCUGAGUUAUUAUCCUUAAUGAAGGGAUGUGCUCACA